Anastrepha obliqua is the source of this 593-nucleotide messenger RNA. RefSeq lists its product as uncharacterized. The coding region runs from base 62 to 511 and encodes 149 amino acids. The record is from RefSeq and is a predicted model, not a curated record. The transcript has a single exon. NCBI's taxonomy places the organism in Eukaryota, Metazoa, Arthropoda, Insecta, Diptera, Tephritidae.
UUCGUUCUACGUCACAUAUUUCAUUUAAAAUUCAGUACAUUUGUUUUGAAAAACACUAAAAAUGUAUAAAUGCCGACCGACUGGAGAAUGGAUGAGCUAUGGUGCCAACAUGCCUACACCAAAAUCAGUUACACAUGAAAGUCUUGAGGCUGGCCGGAAAAUGACAUCAAACGUUAGGAUAAUUGCUCGCAAGCAACUAAAUUUUCAGUCCUAUCCGAUGAAUGACUUCCGCUUUGAUUUGUUGUACUUUGAUAAACCUAAGGAAAUUCAAAAUAUUUCGACUUACAAACGCGAUUACGUCGAACCAUAUCCCGCAAAAUGUGGACCUAAAAAAAUGCAUGCCGUAGAUUCACCAGAUCCACUUUUUAAUCGAAGGACUGUUAACGACUUCGAAAUGGUCCCGUGGGUAGAUACUAAGUUUAUGGACGAUAAACUGUUUAAUAUUUCAGAGCAACGAAGAAGAAUAAAUUUCUUCAGGCAAUUGCGUAAUCGCAGUUUCCAGUUUGAGUAAAUUUGAUAAAAAGGGUUGAAGGACGUGCAUUAUUAUUCUGGUUUAUACGAACGGAGUUUUUGAUUGAAUGAAUAAAGUAUAU